Messenger RNA from Chrysemys picta bellii (western painted turtle), 3349 nucleotides. Lineage: Eukaryota; Metazoa; Chordata; Testudines; Emydidae. The record is from RefSeq and is a predicted model, not a curated record.
AUUUCCCAUCGUCCCUUGUGGCGCCCGGCUGCCGAUCCCGCUGUAGCGCCCCCCGCCCAGCCAUGGACAUGGAGGUGGAUGUAGGCUCUGUGAUCUCGGGCCUAUCUGGCGGGGAUGGGGCGGGCCUGGGCCCCGGCGAGGAGGAGCUGGAGGUCGGGGGCGCCCCUGGCUGCUCUGGGGCCGGCUCCCUCCAGUUCGAUUUCGAGAGGAGCCGCUCGGAGUCCAGCGGGGAGGAAGAGGAGGAGGAGCUGGAGGAAGAGGAGCUGGAGGGGCGCCCCGGGGCCGGCUUUGGGGCCUGCCGAGAGGCGGAGGGGGAGCUGGACUCGGACGUUGAGCGUGAGCGCAUGAUAAACCUGUCUGAGUUGACGCCUUACAUCUUGUGUUCCAUCUGCAAAGGUUAUUUUAUAGAUGCCACCACCAUUACAGAGUGUCUUCAUACAUUCUGUAAAAGCUGCAUAGUAAGACAUUUUUACUACAGUAACAGAUGUCCAAAAUGCAACAUUGUUGUACAUCAGACACAACCUCUUUAUAAUAUCAGGUUGGAUCGACAGUUACAAGACAUAGUGUAUAAAUUGGUUGUCAAUCUGGAGGAGAGAGAGAAAAAGCAGAUGCAUGAUUUCUAUAAAGAAAGAGGUCUCGAAGUACCCAAACCUGCUGUUCCACAGCCAGUCCCUGUGAGCAGAGGAAGACCUCGGAAAGUCUUGGGAUCAGUGUUUCGAAUCCCACCAGAACUUGACGUCUCACUGCUUUUGGAGUUCAUUGGAGCUAAUGAAGGCGCAGGGAAUUUUAAGCCGUUGGAAAAAAAGUUUGUGCGAGUUUCAGGAGAAGCAACCAUCGGCCAUGUGGAAAAAUUCCUGCGAAGAAAAAUGGAUCUCGACCCGGCUUGUCAGGUGGACAUAAUAUGUGGCGAUCACCUUCUAGAACACUACCAGACGCUGAGGGAAAUCCGCCGAGCUAUAGGAGACGGUGCUAUGCAGCUGUCAGGGAAGCAUUCAUUCAGACCCUGCUUACAUCUGCAAAAUGGGAAUAAUGAUAUUGACAUCCUUUGUAAAGCAUCUUGAGAUCUACUGAUGAAAAAGAGGUAGGUAUUAUUAUUAUUACUGCUGUUUAAAUAAAGGAUGUUACAGGCUGAUACAAUGCCUCACACACAGAUGGUGCGUAACCCUUGUUUUAUUACUUCAGCACAUAAUCAAGAUCACAUGUGAAUUUAUCUGCCCACCUGGCACCAUUUCAUUAGCAUAAUCAGUUACAGCAGAACAUAGUAGAACCCCUAGCAUGUCAACCACAAUCAAAACCCUGUCUCCUAUCAUAAAAGCUAAUCAAAGCCUGUCCAAACAGGUCCGAUGCUGCAUAAGUCAAACUCCUAAACAGCCGUCAGGGGAAGCGGGUUCAAAGGGUGAGCCCUGGACUGAGGAUAUCUUUCAAGCACCAGCUGUGGAUUUUUAAACCCUGUAACUGACAGCGCUGUUGGUGGAAUGUUCACAUGUCUCUUAUCAGAAGUGAAAGGCCCAAUCUUGCACCAGGGAAGUUUUAUGGGAGUUUUGCCAUUAACUUACUGGGAGCAGGCUCAGGGUGCAUGUCAAUGGACCGUGAUUUCAUAAAAGAAUAGAUUUCUUUUGUCACUUAUAGUUCAGUCAAGCUUUAACAUGUUGCGCACUUAGCAGAGCACGUGGUGUAACUUCUAAAUACCUGCGUUUAGGACUAGCUCAUGCCUGGUAGGCACAGCUCAGAGCAAGGGGCGAAGCAAAGUCACUCUGGCUCAGGAACAGUAGUGAGGGGCAUUCUGCCUAAGGGAAGCAAAAAAGCUUCCCAGAGCUCUCCAGCACAGAAUGGUGAGCAUCCCCAUUGCUAACCCCCCAUUUUUCCUGCAUGUUCUUUGACACAAGACGGCGAUAAUUAUCCAGGGAAGUGAAAAAGACAGUGUAAAAGUGGCUUUGGUUUGGUUUUCUCUUCAAGAUCAAGUAAAUCCCCCAGUCUGUUUUUAUAUAAGAAUAAAACAUUAAAAUCAAUUUUUGGGGGGGGUGAGAGCUGUUAACUGGUUUCAUGGGAGGGAAAACCGUUCCUUCACUGUCUCUAUCACAUCCCUGGUAAAUUAUCAGACACAAGUUCUGUGUCGAGGGACAUGCAGUAUGUAUUGCUGAGAUGGAAUCAUACAAAACCUAUAGUCUGGGGAUAUAAACACUUAUGGUUUACAGUCCAGUGGUUAAUUUCACUAAAGACAUGUGCCUCCUUUUUAACCACACAUUGCAGGGGCCAUGUAGGAAGAGAGUGUGGAGCUGCUGUACUAAACUGCCAUGUCUCGUUCUAUAUUAAUGUAGUGUGUUUGAAAAGCUUCUUUCGCACGCUUGUGUGAGAGCGAUAACUAUAGGCAGGCCCAGCGUCAGCGUGAAAUGUAACGUGCGUAUACGUGAAAGUGUUUGAAAUGUAUACAUCCAAAAUAGCAAUAGAAUCAUUGGCCAUUAGCAGAUGUAUUGCUGCAGUCUCGGGCAGAGGAGGGUGUUCAGUGUUAGACUUCUACGCCACUCCUCUAGAGUAUGGAGUAUUUUACAUGGGAAAGUAAAUAUCAAGCAGCACUCAGGAAGAAUGUGAGAUUUUAAUGUUUUUAUGGGUUUUUUUAUAUACUUAUCCAGAACGUUGAAUGGGAAACGUCUAGAAAUUUGAAUUAAAAUAAUACUUACUUGUAGCACUCUUCAUCUUCAGUGCGUUUUGUGAACAUUAAUACACACUCCGGGCUGGUAGGUAAUCAUCACCUUUGACAGGAGGAAACGAAAGCAGAGGGGUGACGUGACUUGUCGAAGACCACAGACAAAGUUUGUCAGAGCUACGAUUAGAACUCAAGAUCUGCUCCCAGUCCCAUGCUCAGACCAUCCUGGACAUACUGCCCUCUUUUCUAUGUAAUACUUCAGAGUCUUCCUCACUUUUGGUAGGUUGUGUUAAAGGGCAGGGUUUCUUCAGCUGCUUCUCUGAUGGUUAUUUUGGUGGUGGUGGUUGAGCAGAGACCAUUUGGCUUGUACAAUGGCACCAUUUACACAUCAGGACAACUUCAGGAUGGUUUUAAAAUAAAAGCAAAAUAAUUUGUACUGGAAGAAACAGAUUUUUAAAUCUUUUGGUUCGAUUUCCCCACUUAUGGGGGUGGCACUCUAUUGCUUGGGCUUUUCAAAAUUCAAGCUUAUUGUAGGGAAACAGGGAGGUACAAAAAUAUCUUUAUAGGAUCUUCAGGAGACAGAAGGAAAUGGACCUUUGACAGAUGGAGCUAAGAUUCUGGCAAACAGUGACUCUGUCUCUUGCUAUAAAACUUCCUCUCCGUUAGCUGAUUUGUUACUGUCCUAAUGAUACAUUUUCCAUUUCC